Molecule: messenger RNA, 3963 nt
Organism: Periophthalmus magnuspinnatus
Lineage: Eukaryota; Metazoa; Chordata; Actinopteri; Gobiiformes; Gobiidae
Gene: gpcpd1
Product: glycerophosphocholine phosphodiesterase 1
Exons: 19
Coding region: 379-2403 (674 amino acids)
Biological process (GO): glycerophospholipid catabolic process
Molecular function (GO): glycerophosphocholine phosphodiesterase activity; starch binding
Source: RefSeq, a predicted model, not a curated record
GCGCGUUUUAUUUUGAAAGAGUUACCCGGAAGUGCGUAAUACGUCUUGUUGGUCUUGACAGCGAUUUAGCCUUUGUUUAUAGGUUUUUCUUUGCCCAUAGCGUUUUAAUUCUUUGGAUCUUGGAUGUAAUAGUUGUAAUUUUAAGAGGUAUUUUGGUUUAUCGAGGCUCAUUUAGCUUUAUCAACUGCGGAAGAGGCGAUGGAUACCGGUGAAAUACCCGAGCACAUUUUUUUGCUCUCGGUCUGUCAGAUGCCUCUCUGCUGGAUAAUCUUUCGUGUUUUUUGCUGAAUUGGCUGUCACAGAUCUGCCAAAGGAAACUACGGUGCCAUUACUAAAAAGAUUGUGUUUGCUGCCAAUCCUUCAGUGCCUGUUUGAACCAUGGAGACUACUAAGGUCAAUUUUGUCGUGAGAGCAGACACGUCCGCAGGUGAGAUAAUUGCCGUUGUGGGAAGUUGUGAAGCCUUAGGCAACUGGAGCCAUCAAAAGGCUGUUACACUGCAUCCUGUGGAAGACGCUGUAGGUACCUGGACUGCAACUGCUAAUGUGCCGAAAGGAGCUGUUGUUAACUACAGAUAUUUUAAAGGCUUCUUCUUGGAGUCUAAGAAUGCAGGUGGGCCAUGUCACGUCAUAGUCAAUGUGUGGGAGACUCAUCACCACCCACGCACCUUGACACCUACAGCUGCCCACCUGAACGUUCACGAUGGACAGUUUGGGAUACAAAAUGGCGUGUGCUGUGUUGACUCGGGGUGGCUCACGUGUCAGACUGAGAUUCGCCUUCGCCUGCACUAUUCCAAGAGUCCUCCGGUUUCCAUCACCAAGAAGAAAUUCAAGAAGUCUCGUUUCAGAAUUAAACUGACUCUGGAGGGCAUUGAGGAGGAGGAAGACGAGACAGAGGAGGAGCACAGUGCUGCGUCAUGGCACAAAAUGACCACCAUUUUGGGCAUUAGCAUGAUUAGCGCCGAAGGGUACAAGUCCCGCCACUCUCAGCCCGAGUGCGGCUACGCCGUCGAACCAUCGCGGUGGACGGAAUACAGCAUUCACACCAUGGAUCCCGAUAACUUGGAGCUCACGUUUGAGUUUUUUGAAGAGGAUUUGGGCGAGCAUGUGGUACAAGGAGACAUGCAUCCAGGAUACGUCGGAACCGCCUGCCUCCUCUCCUCCUUGUUUCUGGAAAGCGGGAAAGACAUCGGAGUCGUGACCCUCCCCAUCAUGGGACGAAACUCCAGACAGACGAUCGGGAAAGUUAAAGUUGAUUUUUUGGUGAUUCGUCCAAUCCGUGGUCUGCAGUGUGACAUGCGCUCUUCCUUUGCUAAAUACUGGAAGAAGAGGAGCACUUUGGAUGUGGGACACAGAGGAGCCGGGAGCACCCACUCAGACAAGCAUCACAGAAUCAGAGAGAACACAAUCGCUUCAUUCAGAAGUGCUGCCAAGAAUGGAGCUGCGUAUGUGGAGUUUGAUGUUCACCUUUCUAAAGACUCCGUCCCCAUAGUGUACCACGAUCUGACCUGCUGCAUCGCAACUAAAAAGAAGAAAAACGACAAGACUCUGGAGCUUAUUGAGGUGCCAGUUAAAGACUUGACCUUUGACCAACUUCAGCUUCUAAAGCUGGCUCAUGUCGCCACCAUGGACGGAACCGAACACCAAGAAUUGGAGGACGAGGAUGAAAUUGACGAACACCAGCCCUUCCCUUCACUUUCACAGAUUUUUCAAGCCAUGCCUGAAAAUGUGGGAUUCAACAUUGAACUCAAAUGGAUCAGCCAAAUGAAGAACGGGUCGUGGGAGGGAAACCUCUCGUCCUACUUCAACAUGAACACAUUUCUGGACAUCAUUUUGUCCUGUGUGCUGCAGAAAGGAGCAGACAGACGGAUUGUGUUCUCAUCAUUUGACCCAGAUAUUUGCACCAUGGUGCGGAACAAACAAAACAAGUACCCCAUCCUCUUCCUGACUCAGGGCAUCUGUGAGCGGUACCCGGAGCUCAUGGACGUCCGCUGCCAAAACACACAGAUCGCCAUCAGCUUUGCACAGAGCGAGAACAUUCUGGGCAUCAGCGCGCACACAGAGGAGCUGCUGAAGCAUUUGAACUACAUCGAGGAGGCUCAGUCUAAAGGCCUGGUCGUGUUCAGCUGGGGCGAGGACAACAACGACCACGCGAACAGGAGGAAGCUCCGAGAGAAAGGCAUCGACGGAAUCAUAUACGACAGAAUUGGUGAGGAUCAAGUCGAGCAGCCGGAAUUCUUCCAGGUGGAGGCGCAGCAUUCUCUGAGGGAGGUGAUCACGGAGGAGACGCUGAAGAACUCCACCUGCUCCUGUUACUCCAUCCCCUGCUCCUCUGUGGACAUGUGCAUCUCCUCCAAAGGCCGGAAUGGCAGCGCCGAGUCCGAUUCAGGCCUCAGCUCCUCGUGAAAGAAAGUCAUCCACAAAAAAAACGGGAAUACUAUCUCAGAAUGUAGGAGGAUAUGGACAGAAGCUGGUGCAUUUGUAAAACACAUGUUCACUUCAGUUCUUCACAAAAUGUCCGCCAUGAACGCUGUGAUGCUCAAACUCUUCACACUACUCUACUUAAGGAAAUAUUAGGAUUCAUGCUGGGUACUCAGGGCACAUAAAUUAUCUUAAUUCUAAACCAGGACUAAACCAGGACUAAACAGGAUUUACAGGAAACCAGGAUAAAUCUGUGUGUAAACAAUGUGAAAACCAGUCUAAUAUAGGACUAAAGCAGGAAUAAACAGGAUCAGCAGGAAACUCGGUUAUAUUUCUAAAUCUAAACUAAGUAAAGGCCUGGUUUAUUCGUGGUUUUGCCAAGCUGAUUCUGAGCCAGAAGUAAAGGACUAAACCAGGACUAACCCAUGACUAACAUAGAAUUAAACUAGGACUAAAGCAGGAUCUAUAGGAAAUCCGGUUACAUUUUGGUAUCUAAACUAGGCUAAACCAGAUCUAAUAUAGGACUAAACCAGAUCUUUACUAAGCUGGAUCUGAACUAGAAGUAAAUCUAAUCUAAAGACUAAAGCAGGAUUAAACCAGAACUAAACAAGAACUAAACAGGAUCCACAGAAAACCAGGUUAAAUUUGGGUGUCUAAACUGGGCAGAACCAGGUCUAAUAUAUGACUAAUACAGGUCCAUAAUAAGAUGGAUCUGAGCCAGAACUAAAUUUAGACUAACAAAGGACUGAACUCAGCCUAAACUGGGACUAAACCAGUUUUACAGCUGGUCCAAUGCAGUCUUAAACCAACAUUGACCAAACAAUGUAACUAAAUAGAAGAGUAAAUCAUUUUAAUAAUGAAAAACUGGACAUUAACUUCAAAAGGCGAUCCCCAGAUAAAGCCCACACACCACAGUUUGAGAACCACUGCUCUACCACUGUCUGACACAUUUUGAGCCAAGUAUCACACGGUUUGGCUUGUAUCAUGUCCAACGUCUUUUAAAUGCUGAUUUUCCACACAGACCUGGGAAACUUGUCAGAUAAGAUGGGACUAAGAUAGGAAUAAGAUGGGACUAAGAUGGGACUAAGAUGGGACUAAGAUGGGACUAAGAUGGGACUAAGAUGGGACUAAGAUGGGACUAAGAUGGGACUAAAAUGGGACUAAAAUGGGACUAAGAUGGGACUAAGAUGGGACUAAGAUGGGACUAUGAUGGGGACUAUGAUGGGGACUAUGAUGGGGACUAUGAUGGGGACUAAGACGGGGACUAAGACGGGACUAAGACGGGACUAAGACGGGACUAAGACGGGACUAAGACGGGACUAAGACGGGACUAAGACGGGACUAAGACGGGACUAAAACGGGACUAAGACGGGACUAAGACGGGACUAAGACGGGACUAAAACAGAAAUAAACUGGGAUUAAACUAGGAAUAAAACAGGACUAAUCUAGGACGAAAACAGAACUAAAUCGGAAUCAAACCAGGUCUGAACCAGGUCUGAACCAGGUCUGAACCAGGUCUGAAAUAGUUUUAAAAAUGAGAUGUUU